AUGAAGGAAGGCGAGGUCGUGUAUUGGCCGCGGCACCUGUGGACACCAACUGGCUCUUCUGCUGCGCAUUUACCACCGGCAGUAUGCAAAAGAUGGUCACGUGACGUCCUGUGCGUUGUGGCGCUGGAGCUGGAGCUGGAACAGGUCCCUGAUGGGCUGGAGGUGCUCCUGUCUACCAAGAACGCACAUAGAUUCCGUCACAUUGUGCUAUUUGAUGCUCAAGUCGCGGCUCUCGGGGACUUUGAGACGCUCCACUCGCCGCAGCUGUUGCAGCAAAUUGGCGAACAAUUCGCUGCUCGUUACAAGCUUGAGAAACGAGUGGAUGCAGAUCGUAGAGGAACGAUUCGAACAAUCACGUGGCUCUUGGAGACUGUGGGAUACUAUGCACUCUACGUGCCUUUUGCAGCGCUGAUGGUUGUGACAACUACUGUUUAUCGACUCGUACACGACGUGCAUUUCCCUUUAUGGCUUCUUAUUGGCGGUGGAAAGAGCGUGACGGACAUGUCAAUGUACAUGGCGGUACUGACCCAACAAGCACAGAAUGCAGCGAGCUUACCAACACGUCUGCGGCGGCUAUACCGAUUACGCAAGCAGCGCGGGCUGUCCCGCCGAGAACGAUUGGAGCUACUGGAAGUGCUCAACUGGAUAUGUUUUGUGCUUCUCGAUGCGUUGCUUGGACACGUAGCAUUGACAUACUUGGACCGACUCAUCGCUCCAACCUCUUGCACUAUGAACAUCUUUCCAUCGACAAUCGUGGGGGUUUUACGAGGCAACGUGGAGUGGCUAAUGGGCGCACCUGCGGGGUUUAAGCUAAACAAACCGCUCGCUUCCAUACUGGGCAAUGGUAUCCUCCUGUGGCUGGACUUCUGGAGUUUUGUCUUCGAAGAACUUCUUCCGCUGGUGAACGGUGCAGGCCUAUGUCAGCGCCUCUUGCUAGCAUCCGGGCACAUGAGCUUGACAUUGCAGUUGGUAUUGAUGUUGGAUCUUUUGAACCUGACUACGUGGCACUCGCGUUGGAUCUAUCUCUACUUCGCGAAGCUGAACAAUCUGCAGUUCGGACUCUUUUCGUCGCUGUCAAAGCUCUUCUUGGGCAAAAAGGUAAAUGUGUUGCGUCACCGCGUAGACUCGUGCGAAUACGACGUCGGUCAGCUCCUGCUGGGUACGCUGCUAUUCACCAUCUUGGUUUUCCUCGUGACUACCAACCUGGUGUUCUUUGCUUUCUUCGCCGGUGUACGCGGUAGCAUCCUACUCGUGUCAAUGUUGCUUUGGCUGCCAGUCGUGGCAGUGAGUUCGUUACCACUGGCUUCACUCUCGUAUCGCAUGCGGAGCCCGCGCUCUUUCGUUGUUGGAAUGCAGCUACUAGAAAACAACGACCCGGCAGUCAAUCACACGAUUGUAGAAAUCGACGGCGUAUGUCAUCGAUCGCCACAGCUGGAAGCUCAUCACCGUCACAAAUUACGACAAGCACUUACAUCAUGGGAUACAAGUGAUCGUUGCGUUAGUCAGCGGACCGUUUUCGAGCUCGUGCCGGUCGCGUCCAGUCUCAUGUCGCAAUUUACAAGGUUUCGCGCGUACAGGCAAGCCGUGAGAGAGCGGUACUCGCUGGCCGCUAUCGUGAAGGCGUGUCUUUUCGGGAGUGUCGAGAUAGCACGAGUUCCGCUGAGUAUUUUGUUUGGCCUGCACGAGUCAUGA
Messenger RNA from Peronospora matthiolae, 1692 nucleotides. The record is from the annotation of a GenBank genome assembly. Lineage: Eukaryota; Oomycota; Peronosporomycetes; Peronosporales; Peronosporaceae.